AUGACUGCCGAUGCUGUUGAUAUCGGGUCGGUCGUUGGCGAAACAGAAGAUGAUCUGGCUCAAAAAUUGGAGGAAUUAAAUAGGAAUUUGAGCGCAGAUUCGAAGGCUGUUACCUCUUGUUCCUCAGCGAGCAAGUUUAAUCGUACCUCCUCAAAAACAAGUUUGAUUUCCUCCCUUUCUGAUGGCAGUUAUGUGGGUGGCGAAGAUGAGAACAACAGUAAUCUGUUCAUCUGUUCUGAAAAGAAGCCUAAUCGAUGGCCAUCAUUUUCAAGCGCCUUUCCCAGUUUCAUAAACACUGGCUCGAACGCACCACCUCCAUCAACAAUAUCACUUUGUCACCAGUGGAGUACCGUUAUAAACAACUGGGAACAAUAUUCCAAGAAGAAGGGAUUCAUUGCUGAUUUGAUUCGUAUGGGAAUUCCUGAUCAGUUUCGGCCGAUGAUAUGGCAACUCUGCACCGGGGCGUACGGUUCUCCUCUAAAGCAGAACUAUCACAAAUACCUUCGUGACGUCUCACCGUUUGAGCGCGCCAUCGCUCGGGACAUAUCGCGGACCUAUCCAAAGCACGACUUCUUUAAAGACAAAGGGAGCACUGGUCAGCAGAGCCUCUUCAAUGUGAUGAAGGCCUACUCUCUGCACGACCGCGAAGUCGGCUACUGCCAGGGCUCCGGAUUCAUUGUUGGCCUCCUUCUGAUGCAGAUGGGAGAGGAGGAGGCGUUCGCGGUGCUAGUACAACUGAUGAAUGAGUACCGGUUGCGUGAGCUUUACAAGCCCUGCAUGACCGAGUUGGGCGUGUGUAUGCACCAACUGGAUGGGCUGAUCGCGGAGUUCCUGCCCGAGCUGCACGCUCACUUCGCCACGCAGACUUUUGCUCCCAGCCACUACGCCUCCGCUUGGUUCCUCACCCUCUUUGCCACCGCCUUCCCCAUCUCCAUGACCACCCGAGUGAUGGAUCUCUUCAUUGCUGAGGGCAUGGAUUUCAUACUUCGUCUUUCAUUGGCCAUUCUCAAGCAGUUUGCCCCGCGCCUUCUCACCAUGGAUAUGGAGACAAUGAUUUUUUCUCUUCAACAAACCGAGUCAACGGAAUGGGAGGAUCAUGGCCGGAUACUGUUUGAGACCGCGCUAACUCUAAAAUUAAAUCCACGACGCCUGAAAAAACUUCGGAAUGAAUACAUCUUGGCAAGAAGUCAGGAGCAGGCAGAGCAAAUAGAAGUCAGGCGGCUUCGAACAGAAAAUGGCCUCCUGCUGCAACGGCUGGCCCGUUUAGAGGAGGACAACACCUAUUUGGCAAAACAGCUGGUGGGUUGUAACGUGGAACGGGCCGAGUUAUCGGAGGAGGUGUCGCGUUUGCGCGGCUGCAUUGCGCGGUGGCAGGCGAUGCAAGAAGAGGCGUCACUGCGCACCCCCACCACCUGUUCUCCACCUCAGGCUACGACUGCGGCGGUAAUAUUGGAGAAUGAUGAUACCAAGGUCUCUGAUUCCUCUUCUUCCACCUCCACCUCUCCCUCUGCCUUUUACCCCGGUUACGAGGUGGAGUCAUUGCCGGCUACGCCGCUCCCAGCACCACCGCUGCCACAACAACCACAUCGGCAGCAAGGGAUGAAGAUGUCAGCUAUCUGCAAUGGUGAUCAGACGGCAACCGCCUCACCACGCUGUUCAGAGCGGAGUGGUGGGACGGGCGCCUCGGAGACACCAACACCGACUACGUCGGGUGCAGAGUCGUGGGCCUCCGUCUCCUUUUCGCCCAUCUCGGUGAGUCGGAGCUCGGAUGACCGUCUCCUUGUGGAGACCAUACACCAACUGGAAACCGACCUCGUCCACCUCCGCGUCCGUGAGUCGGACUGCCAUUCGGCUCUGCGAGACGCCAAGGAGCGAAUUCGCCUUCUCGAAGAGAAACUGGAGUCAGCGAGAAAGGAACCUGAAGAGCAGAUUGAAGUGUUGCACAGCGAGUUGAUGAAGGUAAAGUUGCGUGAGGCAGAAGGUCUCUUGAAGCAGAAAGAGCUACGGGACCGUAUGGAAGAAAUUCAGACCCUCUGGGAGAACCAUCUGGCUCUCACAGGAGGUGGGAACAACGCUAGGGCCAAGGUGGACUCUGCCACUAACGGUGUCACGCAUUCGAGCGGAUUUCUGCGGGUCAGUGCAGGUCUGAUUCAGUCGAAAUUGCGAGGCAAAUCCGCCGCAACUUCAGCUGCAGACAAUGCGCAACACCUUUCUGAUCGUCUGUUGGAGACGAGACUCUGCUCUCAGAUCGCUGAGCUACAGCAAAGGGUUCACGAGCUGACAUCGCAGGCGGAGAUAGCUGAUCGACAGGCGAUUCGAAGGGACGAAAAGAUGAAUAAUUUGAUAGAGAAAGUGGAAGGCAGUAUCCUGCGCGAGGCCGCACUUCGUGCAGAGCUCAAAGAGGCAGAGUGUCGCUGUGCGGAUCUUGAAACAAAGGUUGGUUCUAUCGUUCUGAAGGACAGUUCAUAUUCAUAG
This is a messenger RNA of Echinococcus granulosus, 2475 nucleotides long. Its product is annotated as TBC1 domain-containing protein. The record is from RefSeq and is a predicted model, not a curated record. The transcript has 15 exons. The coding region runs from base 1 to 2475 and encodes 824 amino acids. Lineage: Eukaryota; Metazoa; Platyhelminthes; Cestoda; Cyclophyllidea; Taeniidae.